AUGAUGUCGACAUUCGGAAGCGCCGUUGCGUCGUCUUCGCGCACUCUUCUGCGCACCAGCACCCGCCGCGUUGCACCUACCGCCGUGCGCGCGCUCUCGAGCUCCGUCGCUGUUCGCAACGCUACACCUGCAUCGGCACCCGCCUCAUCCGUGGAUGCCAAGAUCUCGACGAUCGUAGACCAGAUCGAAAAGCUCACUCUGCUCGAAGCCGCGGAUCUGGUGUCGCAUCUCAAGACGCGAUUGAACAUCACCGAGAUUGCUAUGCCCGCUGCUUCGGCUGCCGGUGCUGCUCCUGCUGCUGCCGGUGCCGGUGCAGCAGACGAGGUUGCAGAGGAGGCUGCAAAGCCAAAGGAGAAGACCGUGUUCACCUUGAAGCUGACCGGCUUGAAGGAUCCCACCGCAAAGGCUAAGGUCAUUAGGGAGGUCAAAGCGGCCAACUCGAAUAUGAACCUUGUCGAGGCAAAGAAGUUUGUCGAGUCGACACCUCAGGUGCUCAAGGAGGGUCUCAACAAGGAAGACGCCGAGAAGCUCAAGACCGCCAUCGAGGCUGCUGGUGGUACCGUCGAGCUCGAGUAA
Messenger RNA from Sporisorium graminicola, 576 nucleotides. RefSeq lists its product as uncharacterized. The record is from RefSeq and is a predicted model, not a curated record. Gene Ontology annotation, biological process: translation. Bases 1 to 576 code for a protein of 191 amino acids. The transcript is spliced from 2 exons. Gene Ontology annotation, cellular component: ribosome. Gene Ontology annotation, molecular function: structural constituent of ribosome. NCBI's taxonomy places the organism in Eukaryota, Fungi, Basidiomycota, Ustilaginomycetes, Ustilaginales, Ustilaginaceae.